This is a messenger RNA of Manihot esculenta (cassava), 1776 nucleotides long. RefSeq names its product cytochrome P450 714C2. The transcript is spliced from 5 exons. Gene Ontology annotation, molecular function: monooxygenase activity; iron ion binding; oxidoreductase activity, acting on paired donors, with incorporation or reduction of molecular oxygen. Lineage: Eukaryota; Viridiplantae; Streptophyta; Magnoliopsida; Malpighiales; Euphorbiaceae. The record is from RefSeq and is a predicted model, not a curated record. Bases 21 to 1550 code for a protein of 509 amino acids.
GUAAGUUUAAUUGUAUUACGAUGAAUAUCACAUAUUUUCCUCUUUCCUUUGGUGGUUUGCUUCUUUCAUGGAUUUCUCUCAUUUGUUUAUGUUAUAUUGUGUGGUGGAAGCAUGAGAGCUAUAGAGCUAAGCUUAUUAGAGAGCAAGGAAUCAAAGGUCCUCCACCUUCUCUGCUAUUGGGAAACAUCCCAGAAAUGGAGAAAAUGGUUUCUCAAAAUUCUGAAACGCCAGAGAUUGAUGGUCCCUUGACUGUUUUACCAUAUCUCAACCACUGGACCAACAACUAUGGUAAGUUGUUCAAGUUUGCACUAGGAGGAAUACAAUUGUUAUAUGUGAAUAAUCUGAAUAUAGUAAGAGAAAUAAAUAUGUUCACAUCAUUUGAACUUGGAAAACCUGCUUAUCUACGAAAUGACAGAGGAGUUCUCUUGGGCAAAGGCCUUAAUGCAUCAGAUGGUGAAAGUUGGUAUCAUCAAAGAAAGACAGUUGCCCCUCAACUCUACAUGCACAAGGUUAAGGAUAUGGUGAAUCUGAUGGUGGAGUCAAGUUUCAUGCUAGUUAAAUCAUGGGAGAAGGCAAUUGACAUAGAAGGUGAGGCUGGAAUCGUUGAUAUAGUGGUGGAUGAACAUGUGAGAAACUUCACUUGUUAUAUUGCCUCAAAAUUAAUAUUUGGAAGUUAUCAUCAUCAAGGAAUUAAAAUACUUUCCAAGUGUCAUGAACUCCUCAAGGCUAUGGGUGAAACCACAACCCUUGGGAUUCCUUUACUAAGAUUUCUUCCCAUAGAAAGAAAUAAAAAAACAUGGAGAUUAGCAAAAGAGAUCCAUGGGUUGAUAAUGGACAUAGCUAAGGAGAGAAGUGGAUCUACAUCUCAUCACGACUUGUUACAAGCUCUCAUUGAAGGUUCCAAGAAUAGUAAGCUUUUGACGUUACGAGAAGAUGAGUUCAUAGUUGACAAUUGCAAAAGUAUUUGCUUUGGUGCACACGAAUCCCCUGCUCUUGCAGCAAGUUGGGGUUUAAUGUUGCUAGCUUCACAUCCUGAAUGGCAAGAUCGUGCUCGGGCUGAAGUUUUAGAAGUUUGUGAGGGACAACAACUUUUAGACUACAACAUGCUCAGCAAAAUGAAAGUGUUAAAAAUGGUGAUCCAAGAGGUUUUAAGACUUUAUCCAGGAGUGACAUUGGUUUCAAGGGAGGCAGUGCAAGAUGUGAAGCUUGGUGACUUGAAGGUUCCAAAAGGAAUGGGCAUUUGGAUAUGGCUAUUGGCAUUGCAUCGUGAUCCCGAGUAUUGGGGAGCUGAUGCAGACAUGUUUAAUCCUCAGAGGUUCAUCAAUGGAGCUAAAGAAGCUUGUAAGUCUUCACAAGCCUAUCUACCUUUUGGGUUAGGAGCUCGAGUGUGUCCUGGAGAGAACUUGGCUUUGACAGAAUUAAAGGUGCUCUUUGCUAUCAUACUAUCCAAUUUCAAAUUUACUAUCUCUCCUAAAUAUCAACACUCGCCUUCUUAUGGGUUGCUUUUGGAGCCUGAGUAUGGUGUGAACCUCCUCAUUCAAAAGAUAUGAAUGCUUUACUUGAAGGUUUUGUGAUAUAUAUAUGGUAGACUAGCUUCAUGGAGUAAGUUCUCAUUCAAUAAGUUCAUGUACUUUUGUAUUAAGAGUAAUUUUAUAAGCAAAACUGCUUCAUAUAUGAUGUGGGUAAUCCUCCCCUAAGAGGGUGCUUUUUAGAAUGUACUAAGCUUAGCCUUAUAUAUUUUAUCAACAUAAUUCACCUGAAAUAUGUUUAUUCUUC